Messenger RNA from Acytostelium subglobosum LB1, 2280 nucleotides. RefSeq lists its product as hypothetical. Gene Ontology annotation, molecular function: lipid binding. The coding region runs from base 1 to 2280 and encodes 759 amino acids. Lineage: Eukaryota; Evosea; Eumycetozoa; Acytosteliales; Acytosteliaceae. The transcript is spliced from 5 exons. The record is from RefSeq and is a predicted model, not a curated record.
AUGAGGAAGAGUACCAGUGGUGCGGUCGGAGUAGGCAAUAUGAUCACCAGCAGCGCGAGUCCAAUGGUCAAGACAACACCUGUAGUCAUCAAGACAGUCAAGAAGCCCAUGUGGACAUUAGACAAGAACAAUAUAUUCGACUCGGACAUCCCACCUCUGAGCGAGAAGGCCAAGAUCUUCCUCGAGAACAUCAAGAUCGUGUGGAAGGAGAAGGAGCUGAUACUGAACCGCAACCACAACUCACUCAGACACUUCCUGUCCAAGCUCACCAGCACCAUUGGCAACAUGAUCCAUCAGGGUGGUGUGCGCGACAUCUACGAGAAUGUCAAGUUGUUGGUGGAGAUCACGAUAAAGAGUCGUUACUUCAUUGAGACUGUGCGCUCAUUCAUCAGCAUGCUGCUCUACCUCAAGGAGGCGGACGAGUCGAUCACCUUCUUCCUCGAGAUGAAGAAGAUGAUUAUGAUCAUCAGUCGUAUAUCGCAGGCGAUCACUAAUGAGACACAGACUUUGGAGAUGUUCAAGAUCGAGGAGAAGCAGAGUCGCAAGCUGAUCACACUGCUCAAGAACAUGAUCACAUUCGUCAUGCGCAGUGAGGAGUUUGUUGUGUUGGUCAAGAACAUCGAGAGUCUCAAGAAGCAGGUGCGCAUCGCCAAGGAGGAGCAGGACCGCAUGUUCCCCAUCAAGGAGAAGUUCAAGGCCAUCAUGAAGGACGCCCCACUCAAGCAAGAUCUGAUCCAAGGACUGCAGAGCAUCAUUGGCGAGAAGAUAGACAUGCGCAUCAUUGUCAGGAACAUCAGAGAGGUCAUCAACUUUGCCAAGAGUAACAAGGACUAUCAGAAUACCAUCAGAGAGUUCACACAACUUGUGAGCAAGAUCUAUUCAAUGGACGAGUUGUACAUGGAUGACAAUCUGGAGCUGCACGUUCAGCAACUCAUUGAUAAGUUGGAGAAGAUCAUCAUUGAGAUAUCGUCCACACCCUCGAUCGUUCAGCUGCGUAUCCAGUUGUCACUGUUGGCCACGUCCAUCAAGAAGGACCCCAUCAACUCCAAGUUCCUUUCGGACAUCAAACAACUCUUCCAAAGCUGUUUGAAGCAGGUUGGCACUGGCAACGACAUGAAGAUGAGACUAGACAUCCCAAUGCUCCGUGAGAUCAGAAUGAUGGUGUUGCCAUUGCUGAUACAGAGGUUCAAGACCAUCCCACUUCCAAAGAUUACAAACAUGGAUGAUGAACAACGAAAGAAGAAGAUAGACUUCUGUUUGGAGGAUGUCAAUAUCAAACUUACUUUCCUAGAUCCAAAUGCAUUCCAGGUUGGAACCAUCACUCACAUCAAGACCAUUCCAUUGGCCCUCAAGGCUUCACUGGCACUGGUAUUGACACUUGAGAUCACCAAUGUCAAGUUCAGGAUAGACAAUAUGAAAUGGUUCGUGAAGAAGUAUACCAUACCAAAGCUGAAAGACUCUGGCCUGGCAACCAUUGUGACAGGUGACAAAGGCAUUGAUGUACGCAUCAAACUCGCAAUAUCCCAAGCACUGUUUGACCAGAAGCAUGCAUUUAGUAUUGCCAAGGUGGCCUGUAAGAUCCAUGACAUUGACUUGACAAUUGUACAGAGUAAACAUAAUGGAUUGUAUGAGAAGUUGUUUAGUUUGUUCAACAAGAAGAUAAAGAAGGCAUUGGAAAAGGUUCUGGUCCAAAAGAUAGAGGAGGCACUGUCAAAGGCAGAGAUGUCAUUGUCCAACUCACUAUUCAACACAGAGUCCAAGAAGAAAGAGACAGACACGAGAAGGGCACAGAAGAGGGUCAACCGAGAGAAGAUCAUGGAGAGGAUUGUCACCGAGAUACCGCGUCCACUUGGCACUCCAAACAAGGGCCUCUCCAAAUCAUCCGAUAGCGUCAGACGACAAAAGGCCACAGAGACUGCCACAGGACGACCGCCAUCCAUCGUCGUCGAAGACAGGAGCAAGGGUGGUAAUGAUGACGACGACUUUAAGCCUCUGACCUCGCAUCCAACAUACUCUGACAACCUUGAGGACAUUGAGAUGCUGAAGGAGAGAGCAGCCAACCAUCGACGAUCAAGUCUAAGUGGAAGAGUGGAGCAGAACCGGUUCGACCGAUCACCAGAGGCCAUGAACAAGUUCCAAAAGUUCCUAGACCUCCAUCCAUCACUAAACGAUGAUCUUCAAGAGUAUCGCUGCGAUGUCUAUGGUAUACCGCCUGAUCAAGUCAACACCAACAUGCCACAAAUCAGAACAUCAACCGUCACCAAUGAUAUAUUCCUGUAG